Lactuca saligna is the source of this 567-nucleotide messenger RNA. Lineage: Eukaryota; Viridiplantae; Streptophyta; Magnoliopsida; Asterales; Asteraceae. The record is from the annotation of a GenBank genome assembly.
AUGUGGGAUGUUGAAGGGUUAUGGGAAAAACCUAUGAGAUAUAAGGGCCAUAGGCAACAUAAAUAUGUCAUUCGUUCUUGCUUUGGUGGGGUCAAUAGCACCUUUAUUUCCAGUGGCAGCGAAAUUCACAGGUAUAUAUCUGGAAUCGAAGUGGUUGUGAUAGCAGCUACAAGUAGCAAAGGAGCUGGACCUUCUAUGUUAGAAGGGCAAAGUGGCUAUGGUUCAACCAUGCAAGACUCACCAGAAUUCACAUCUGGAGACUACCAUGCAACUACCCAAAAUUGUAGUUGUGAGCUUUCAAAUGACUUUAGUCCUGCAAAUAAGCUACUAAGCUCAGGAAGGGUGAUUUUGGACCUGUUUACAAGGACAAACGCCCUUAGCAAGCUGGCAUCUACCUCACACGAUCAUCUCACAAAGAAAGUGUUGGUCAAAGUACUCCCCGAAAGGAGUAUUGAUAACCAAACGGUUAAUACCAUAUCAACUCCUCCAGAAUGGACAAAACCAUUCGUCGAUUACCUGCACCAUGGCAUGCUUCCAGACGAUCCACUGGAGGCGAGGAAAGUCUAA